This is a messenger RNA of Alexandromys fortis (reed vole), 2540 nucleotides long. RefSeq names its product aarF domain containing kinase 2 (gene Adck2). The transcript has 8 exons. The record is from RefSeq and is a predicted model, not a curated record. Bases 437 to 2296 code for a protein of 619 amino acids. NCBI's taxonomy places the organism in Eukaryota, Metazoa, Chordata, Mammalia, Rodentia, Cricetidae. Gene Ontology annotation, cellular component: mitochondrion.
CGCGGGCGGCGCGGGCCAGGACGCGGAGUGCUCUGCGCCCGGCUGGGGCUCCCAGCUCGGUGCUGGUCCCGGAGCAGUUGGCUGUGCGCGUACCCUCGCCGCGUCCCGGGGACCUGGGCCGUGCACCCGCCUCCCUGCGGCUCUCUGAAGCUCCGCCGUCUGCUGCAGGCCACGGGUCCGCACCUCCGACCCUGGCGCUCGGUGUCACCCCGCACUCUGCGGUCUGGCUCCGCACAGACCCGUGCGCGUGCUGACCCCGCGUCACCCGCGGUCCCUGGCUCUGGUCGCCACCUGCCCCAGGCCUGGCCUGGCUUAGGCGGCGGCCCUUGGUGGGGGGUGGGGGGCGGCCCGAUUUACCCCAGCUUCUCCCGGAGCAUCUCCACAAAUGGCUUCUUAAGUAGAAGACAAGCAGCCUAGGCCUGGGGGCCUGGGGAGAAUGGUGACCCUCUGGCGUUUGUCUGUCAGGGUCUGCUUGUCACACUUAAGAUGCUUUGAGUUCAGGAAGGAACUUGGCCUUCCCAGACCCCUGGGAUGCUCUCGCAAUGCCAGACUAUGUUGGUUUCUGCUGGGUACUUUGCCCAAAUUUAUCUCAGCCCAUGGGGAUAUUGGAGAGGGGUCUCCUGGCACCUUGUGUCAGCGAAAGACUCACUGGAGUGACCUGGCUGAGAAUGGACGAGUGGAAGUGGCUCAAGCAGGGCCACUGGGCCGCGUCUUACUGUGUCUCCGUCUAGGGCUCCGUGCUGGCAUUCUCUUGGCGAAAUUCUUCCCCCUGCUGUUCUUGUACCCUCUCACCUACCUGGCUCCUGGCUUCUCCACCCUCUGGCUCCAUCUGCUUUUGAAAGCCACAGAGACCUCUGGGCCAACAUAUAUCAAACUGGGCCAAUGGGCCAGCACCCGGCACGAUCUCUUUUCAGAGGCUUUCUGUGCCCAGUUCUCCAAGCUGCAUGUCCAGGUGACCCCCCACCCUUGGGCCCACACGGAAUGCCUACUCCAGCAGGCAUUUGGGGAGGAUUGGGGCAGCCUCCUGUUUUUCGAGACCCAGGAGCCUGUGGGUUCAGGGUGCGUGGCCCAAGUGUACAAAGCAUUCGCUAGCACUACCUUGCUGGAGAAGGACAGAGCCUGGAGACUUGGGCAACUCUCUGUCCCAUGGCUGUCCUCAGGAUCUGGGGCAGUCUGGAUGCUGGGAGGGUCCUUUGAGAAGGAGUGGAAGCCUUCGGAAAGCCUUGCCGAUGAAGCAUUUGUAGAAAAGCUGCUUCUCCCUAAAGCUGACCUUGUUAGGUCAGAAGGGAGCACGCCUCAGGUUCCUGGCCACCCACCUAAGUCAGAUCACCUCGUCCCAGUGGCAGUAAAAGUGUUACACCCUGGCCUGCUCACUCAGGUGUACAUGGAUUUACUGCUGAUGAAGAUCGGGAGCCAAGCCCUGGGGCUUUUACCAGGAGUCAAAUGGCUUAGCUUGCCUGAGAUUGUGGAGGAAUUUGAGAAGCUCAUGGUCCAACAGAUAGACCUGCGUUAUGAAGCUCGGAAUCUAGAGCACUUUCAGCACAACUUUGAGAAUAUGACAUCUGUGAAAUUCCCCACCCCGCUGCACCCCCUCAUCACGAGGGAUAUACUGGUGGAAACAUAUGAAGAGAGUGUUCCGGUGUCCAGCUACCAGCAGGCAGGAAUCCCUGACGACCUGAAGAGGAGGAUUGCACAGCUGGGGAUCAACAUGCUUUUGAAGAUGAUAUUUGUGGAUAACUUUGUGCAUGGAGACCUUCACCCUGGGAACAUCCUGGUCCAGGGUGCUGAUGGAUUGUCCCCAAGCCUGGAGACUCAACAGCAGCAGGUGAAUGUCCAUGACACACUGGUGACUACCAUAGCACCUGCCCUGUGCCCCCUGCGCCUGGUGUUGUUGGAUGCUGGCAUUGUGUCAGAGUUGCAGGCUUCAGACCUGAGGAAUUUCCGGGCAGUUUUCCUGGCUGUAGCACUGGGGCAGGGCCACAGAGUAGCUGAGCUCAUCCUGCAUCAUGCCCGGGCCAAUGAGUGCAAGGAUGUGGAGAGGUUCAAGGCUGAGAUGGCUACACUGGUGACCCAGGCCAGGAAGAACACUCUCACACUGGAGAAGCUUCAUGUUUCCAGCCUCCUCUCCAGUGUCUUUAAGCUACUGAUGACCCACAAGGUCAAGCUCGAGAGCAACUUUGCCUCCAUUGUGUUCGCCAUCAUGGUGCUGGAGGGGCUCGGCCGCUCGCUGGAUCCCAAGCUGGACAUACUGGAGGCGGCAAAGCCCUUCCUCCUGCAGGGAGGAGGCUUCCUGUGACUGUGGCAGUGGGCACACAGUGAAGGCAGGUCCCGAGGGUCUGCCCUUUGGCAGCUGACAUCUGAAACUGGGACAUGUGGCAGAAACACUACUAAUUACCCUGUGACCUAGCCUCAGGGUCUGUUUAAAAAACUUGGGGUUAUUUAGGGUAUAAAGGGAGGGAAGCUGAAACUGGUGCCAGAGUCACCAUUUCAGGAAAAAUGUCCUGCAGAACAAAAAAUACACUUACUUGUUUUGUUUUUUC